Molecule: messenger RNA, 2300 nt
Organism: Piliocolobus tephrosceles (Ugandan red Colobus)
Lineage: Eukaryota; Metazoa; Chordata; Mammalia; Primates; Cercopithecidae
Gene: PARP16
Product: poly(ADP-ribose) polymerase family member 16
Exons: 5
Coding region: 212-1030 (272 amino acids)
Molecular function (GO): NAD+ poly-ADP-ribosyltransferase activity
Source: RefSeq, a predicted model, not a curated record
GAGACCCUGUUCCAAAAACAAAACAAAACUCCACCAAAAAAAAAAAAAUACCUUUCAGAUUUUAGAGCUUGUAAAGUUUAGUAUUAUUUGGAAAGGGGAUUGUAGACCUGUGGAUUUCCUCAGGAGAUCCCUUGAGAUGUGCAACGAGUGAACGUUGCCUGCCUUCCCACUAGAGGGCCCCUGAUUAUCACUGUGUCUGGGAUCCUUGCUAAUGGAAGUUCUUCUGUCGCUUCAGCUCGCAGAUGCCAGCAAGUUACCUAACCUGAAAGAACUUCUCCAGUCCUCUGGAGACAACCACAAACGGGCUUGGGACCUGGUGAGCUGGAUUUUAUCCUCAAAGAUCCUGACAAUCCACAGUGCAGGGAAGGCAGAGUUUGAAAAGAUCCAAAAGCUGACUGGGGCUCCUCACACGCCUGUUCCCGCACCGGACUUCCUGUUUGAAAUUGAGUACUUUGACCCAGCCAACGCCAAAUUUUAUGAGACCAAAGGAGAACGAGACCUAAUCUAUGCCUUUCAUGGUAGUCGCCUAGAAAACUUCCAUUCCAUUAUCCACAAUGGCCUGCACUGCCAUCUGAACAAGACAUCCUUGUUCGGAGAGGGGACCUACCUCACCAGUGACUUGAGCCUGGCCCUCAUAUACAGCCCCCACGGCCACGGGUGGCAGCACAGCCUCCUCGGCCCCAUCCUUAGCUGUGUGGCCGUGUGUGAGGUCAUUGACCAUCCGGACGUCAAGUGCCAAACCAAGAAGAAGGAUUCCAAGGAGAUAGAUCGCAGACGAGCGAGAAUCAAACAUAGUGAAGGGGGAGACAUCCCUCCCAAGUACUUUGUGGUCACCAAUAACCAGCUCUUGCGAGUGAAGUACCUCCUGGUGUAUUCACAGAAGCCACCCAAGAGGACUUCGAGCCAGCUCUCCUGGUUUUCCAGCCAUUGGUUUACCGUCAUGAUAUCCCUGUAUCUGCUGCUGCUGCUCAUAGUGAGUGUCAUCAACUCCUCUGCUUUCCAACACUUUUGGAAUCGUGCAAAAAGAUAAUCUUUCUGGGCCUGGUGUGGGGGCUACCUCAACUAUGUGCCUUAUGGUAACUUGUUCUGUACCUCCUAUGCCUCAUGUCCAGCCAGGUUGAGCCUAUGGGCCAGCAGUUGGGGAACCACAGGACAAUUUUCGUAUGUCCUAAAUGUAUCGAUUGCCUUUGAUGAUGUUCCUAGCCACACUCCAGGCAACGGGGACUACUAGUCCCUCACUCUUAGGUUUUGGGGGAGUGCUUCCAUCUGCUCCUUCUUAAACUGUCCUAGGGAGUUGACUUUUCAGCCAGGGCCAAAGGAAAGAACCCUGCUGCAUUUAAAAACAAAGUGUCCAAGCUGUCAGUGGUGUGUUUACAAUCUCUCCUGGCGGAGGUUGGCCCUUUCUCUAAUGCCUUCUGGAAGGCGGAAAAUGUGGGAACUAUAAAUCACUAGGCGGUUGCCUUGUUUUGACUUGAGACACCCAAGAGGAACAGUCAUGUUUCUCAUAAAAAUCAGUGGGAUCAUUUUUGAAUUCCAUCAGCCUUUGUAUGUGAGUGCAAAACAUUUUAACAGUUUUCUCAAAUCAACAAACAGCUAUGGAUGGGAAAGAAAGGAGUUAGGGGCCUGACAAAAAAUACAGACUUAAUGAGCAACUCAAGUCAUCUUUUUCUGAAAAUUACCAACUGCUGAUUACAGCUGAAAUGGAACCAAAUGUUUGUUUUCUGAUUUUUUGUUUUUAAUAGCUGUUUGACAAAUUAGUCUUUGUGAGCUGAGUAAAAGGGGAAAUUUCUAAACCUAGUGCACUGUUUGGCCAGUGUCCACAGCCUCUUUCCUGGCUGUGUUUUAGAGAAAGGAAUUUGAGCUAUAGGCUCGCCUCCUGUUCUCAUUCUCACAAAGCUGCCUUGACUGUGGCCUGCAACCACGAGUGCCAUGCUUUCAGGCCUUCUGUGGCCUACUGGCCUUCAAGAUAGAGGCCUGCCCCAGUGUGCCACAGAACCGUGUGAAUGGAGCCUCCUUCAGAGGGGGUCACAGGUCUUUGGGACUCAACCUGGGCUUUAAUGUGUAGGAAAAGCCUUCUGGCCACCCAGAGAGCCAGAGCCCUGCUUGCUGUAUUCUCUGCUCCCUUCUUCCUGCUGGGUUUUAGCCAUAAGAGAGCCCUGUACAAUUUGGGAGUAAGAUUUCUGCAAAGAAGGUGAAAAAUAAUUUUUCUAUAAUUUGUAAAGUUGUGAAAGAGCCACUACCACAGUUUUUACAUUGAUUAUUGGAACAUUUCAAAAUAAAUAAAGAUAUUUUCUUAAUGA